CACAACUACAGAUGGCGACAGCAUCGCGGGCAGUUACUUUCUCAGCGUUUCUCGGCACACGUCUAUGCUUUUUGGGGGCAACUUGUGGAGUUCCGUGCUAAUCUUUCUAGCCAAAUAGUUUCUCGUGUCGCAUCGCUAAUCAUGCUCGCUCGGCCAAUGACAAGUAUUGACAUUCAGCGGCCGAGGGCGACCGAUAACUGAGUAAACAACUCGCCGCCACUUCAAAGGUGAAAACUGUAGUGACCCGCGUCUAAAAUGGAGUUGAGGUGGUCUUCCUACAAUGAUCAAGCGAUAGUCUGAUGUUAUCGAAGAAAAAGGACCUCAAAUAUCUUCGAGAUGGUGUGGCAGGCAAGUACGUCAAAAAGGAAACACCACCGCAUGUACCAGUGGUAAACACCUGGACCACCGCAAACCACCGCCAGAACCAGCGAUCGUCCGAAGAGGCGCAAGAGCAGUCUGCGUCGGAGCCUGCCAGCUUGGCUCAGAAAUGUGCCCGAGCCUGUCAGAAUCGGGCAGGCCAACAGAGCCUCUCGGUGCCACAGGGUGCUUCCGGAAAUGCCAAAGAGCACAACGCUCCGUUGGGACCAUUUCUAAGGUCCGCGUCUCCGGUUCCUGUUGGGCAGCAUUCGCAUUUGAGCACAGCAUCGUCGUCGACAGCCGGGGGUGGUGCGUCCCUGGGCGUGCCCGAUCAAAGCUCAGCCAGCUCAUCGCCGAAGGCAAGGCACGCAGCAUCCAGCACUGUUGGGGGUGUGAGUGUCAGCGUGGCGGCAGCGAGACCCAUCGCCACGGUGCCUCAGCUGGUGCCGCAGCAGGUGGUGCUCGUCUCUCCACAGGGUCAGGCACAUGGAACCCACGUGUACGCCAAUCCUUACGUCUCGCAGCGGCCAUCGUUCGCCCAUGAGUCGCCCAUGCAUCUACACAAGGGCUCCACUGGCCCAUUCUUUGAAGAUUCUCAACACCAACAGCAGCAGCCUCUGCCGUCACCGUCGUCGAUGAUGAUCGGGGCAGCGGGGGGGAUGCCAGAAGACCGGCUGGCCCUGGACUCGGCAUUGCAGGACAACUACUACCACCAAAUGGAGGAGAACUACCAGAUCCAGCUGUACCACCAGCAGAAGCGGCAGCAGUACGCACAGCAGAGCCACAACCAGCUGUCGCUUCAUCCCGCUGAGCACCACCAACCUCUUCACAGCCCGGGCCCGCCGCACAUCACUCGGGUGUCCGUGAACGCCGGAGGCUCCAGCCCAGUGAGCAGCAGCAGCAGCGUGAGCAGCCAGCAUCAGCUCCCAUCGCCGGUGUCGAUAUCAGCCACCACGGUGGUCACGUACACCCCGGGCAUCUUCAGCUCCAGCCAACUCCUGCCCACCGCCAUCACAAGUGCCGCCGCCGCACUUCCUAUCCCGAGCGGUCACCUCGCCGUCUCGGCCGCCGCCGUGGCGACGACUGCGUCUCCCACGUCCAGUCAUCCGCAGCUUCUCAGCCUCGCACCGCAGAACGUGUCCUCUGCUGGCGGCAGCAAUACAUCUUUGCAGAGGUUUCCAAACAGCGGCGGAGGCUCGCAGCCGCGACUGGCGGCCAAGAACGCAGAGGAGCUGCCCCUGCCGCCAGGUUGGACCGUGGACUACACAAUGCGCGGUCGACGCUACUACAUAGACCACAACACCAAGACCACCCACUGGAGCCACCCUUACGAGAAAGAGGGGCUGCCCACCGGCUGGGAGCGCGUUGAUUCUCCCGACCACGGUGUCUAUUACGUCAACCACAUCACCAAGCAGGCACAGUACGAGCACCCGUGCGCCACCCAGUACGGACAGAGCGGCAGCUCGCCCCCCAUGGGCCACCUGCCACCUCCCCAGCACACAAACUUCCACCAGCACAGCGUGCUGGUACCAGCCAACCCUUACCUCACAGAAGAGAUCCCAAAGUGGCUCUACAUCUACUCAAGGGCACCUCAGGAGUCUGACCACAAGCUGAAGUGGAACCUGUUCCGGCUGCCGGAGCUGGAAUGCUUCCAGGCCAUCCUGAACCGGUUGCACCGGCAAGAGUUGGAGGAGGUGGUCAUGAGCUAUGAGGUAAAGCGUCUGGCCAUAGCCAAGGAGAUGGAGCGGCGCCAUGCGCUUGAGCUGGCCAAAGGCCGCAAGGCCUCCACCAAGUUAUGACUGCUCCGUGGAGAGAGAGGAAAACCUUGGGUGCGGCACCACCACCUCCUAGUCACAAGAACGUCUGCGUGCCGCAAAUGUCAUUGUGCCCUGCCCGCUGCUUCAGCUUUGUCCUUGCUAUGCAGCUUUGGGGGCCGCGCUGGUCGUGCGUCCUCAACGCUGCUUCUUCUUUGUUAAUGGCUGCGCGGUGAGAAAGUGUUUUCUUUCCCUUGGAAUGCGGAGCGUGUGUUGCGCGUGCUGGGUUUCGUUGUUGCUGUUGUUAUCACUCAUUCGACUCGCAGGCUUGAUCAAGCAAACGGACAGUUUUGCAUGUCCUUAAGCUUAUUACCAUUUACGGAGUACCAGGUUAUCGGAGAUGUAGACGUGAGCAGACGUGUUGGUGGCGGCAUCUAUUUUCGUAAAGCAGAUAGCUUUCUUUGGCUCUUUUGUCUGUUUUCGUGGUGGCCAGAGGUUGUGGGUGGUUGCACUUUCACUGUCAAUACAAAGGCAUCUGUGUAAAGGGCGUGUGCUCUCGCGCAAUCGAGUUGUGGGUCUUGUUAUCGAAGACCAACUAAUUCGUCGAAGACCAACUAAAACUCUUUGAGACACACAUGUGGUCCACCUAUAUCACUACAUGUGCUGGUUAACGGCUCUGUUCUUUGUGGAGUUAUGCAGCGAAACAACAAAUGCUGCCCAAAUAUUCUCACUGCAACAAAUAUGCACCUUCAAGCACAUCAUUCCUUUAAUGGCUAUUCGUUCAAAUUGACAAUCGUCAUAGACACUUUACGCACAAUUGAUUUUUUUCAAACUGCUUGUCCUGCAGCAUAGAUUUUUGUCUAAACAAAAGCGCGGAGGCCCUUCUCAUGUUGAAAUUGCACUAAUGGCUUAACGUACUUCUAUGAGCCAACGCCUGUAACUGCCAGUUUGAUGUAUUUGUAGCUCGGCAGAUUGUGCCACAAAACUUAACAACAGAGGACUCGGAGCUAUUAUUUUAGUGACCACCCAUAUUUUACCUAGCUGCUGGCGUAAAGCAUUGUCAGCAGCGUAAUCGUUAACAUGCAGUCCUUUCUUUUAUUUACCUUCUGCAAGAGCACUCGUCUAAGACAAAAACGCUGCUAACCUGUCAUUCGACAAUGUGUCACAAGAUGUUGUUGCCAGCGUUGUUACUGCUGUCCACGUCUCUGGUAAUCCGGUAUUCCAUGAAGGGACAAACUAGAACUCUUUAAUACCUGUGCCACAUGGGCAAGAAGAAAUUGCAUUAACUGCUUAAUGCCUUGCUUAAUGCCAUUCAUGCAGUACACUUGCUUAAUGGCAUUAAAGCCUGGCAUUAGAGCACUGCGCCUCUUGCAGCGGCGCAGUGCUUUCUUACAACUCAUCCAAUGGUUAAAUGCGUAUUUUCUCCAUCCCAACAUUGGCAUAUACAAGCGCACACCAUCAUCGCAGCAUUCAAUGCGAUUGGAAAUGCACUUGUAGCAAGAACUUCAGGUGCAAUGGCAUUAACUUGGGUUUUAGAAAAUGGCAUUAACCUUGCCUGUGUGGCGUGAGUAUAAUGUCCCUGGAUGAAUAGCUUUUGCCAAGUAAUGACAGCCGCAGGCUGUUUCCCUUGAAACUUUUGUUUGAAUGUGGUGGAUGUGUUUCGGUGUACUCGCUGCAAUGUUGGUUGCUGGAUUGCGUUUUGUGUCGGUAACUCGGAAGUGUAGCAAAAAGAAAGAAACAGAAUGUUUGCAGUUCUCUCAGUAUUAUUGCUUUCAUCUACCACGAGCACCAGAUGACGGAGCACUUUAUGGAAAACACUCUGGACAGCAGUGUUGCAAUGGUUGUCGGUACUUGUCUUUUCAUAAGAAAAGCUUAUCUAAAGACUCUAGAUCAUGCUGUUAGGUUACCGAGAAAGUUGAUCCAGCUGUUAUAUACAUAUGCUGGAAGGUUUUGAAGCUUGUGUAUUGUUUGUUUGGAAGCUUGUGUAUUGUUAGUUUUUUGACAGAAUGCUAUGCAAGAGCGCUAUGAAUGGCUGUUUUGUGGGAUGCAGAGUGCAUUUUAAGAAGUAUGUCUGCCAUCACGAAAAAAAAAAAAAAAACAACCUUGUAGUUUGCUGAGAGAUAAUGUGGGUCUUAAAAAAACUGAGCAUUUAGACAGUAAUUGCUCUCAGUCAGGAAACCCAGUCCUUCGCAUUUGCAGCAAGGGCAGGGGGAUGACGACAGAGUCGUUAAAAAAAAGAUAGCUUUCCUACCAAAUCCAGGAAACGGACAGCUUGAUCCGGUCGCCUGGCUUUGGAACUGCCAAGCCUGACUGAGAGGCUAGGAACAUGCAAGAUUCAAGUUUCAGUCUAGCUUACAUUCAUGCAUUCAGUUCAUUGUAAUUACAACCUGCUGCAAGAAAUUAUUGCAGAUGAGUUAUGGCUUGCAUAUGAACGGAGUACUGGCACGCACUUUAGAAGUUGUAGAACUUUCUACUGGUUUGCUUCUCGCACAUAAUAGACGACACUUGGCAAGUACAGUUGAACAUUGUUAUAACUAAAAUACCAUAUCUAAUAUUCGUUAGAAGCAUAUAUUCGUUACACAUUGAUAUUUGUAAAAAAGAUUCUAAAUUGACUUAGUUAUAUCCAUUAAUUAUGUCUGUUCCUUUUAUUUAGGUUUGACUGUGAAGGUUGGGAAACAAAAGAGAAUUCUAUACUAAAGUUGGUCGCGAAUCGUUGGACUUGACGUCGUACAUGUUUUUACAACGCCAUGACACAGAGCAAAAUUUUCUCAGUGCUGUACACACUAUUUUCGGCUACGCUCAUGUCUGGGGCCACAAUGGUUGUAUAAACAGAGCAACCCAGUGUAUCGUGACUUACUGACUCGUCUGCCUAGUAGGUACCAAAACUGGUUCAUAGAAAAAAAGUACAUAUUACAGUGAAUUAUUUAGGGUGCGCAUGCUUGCCAGAAUUUUUUUUUUUUUUUUU
Messenger RNA from Dermacentor silvarum, 5076 nucleotides. It is a transcript of the gene sav, whose product is annotated as scaffold protein salvador. Gene Ontology annotation, biological process: apoptotic process; regulation of cell population proliferation; hippo signaling. The record is from RefSeq and is a predicted model, not a curated record. NCBI's taxonomy places the organism in Eukaryota, Metazoa, Arthropoda, Arachnida, Ixodida, Ixodidae. The transcript has 11 exons. Gene Ontology annotation, molecular function: protein binding; molecular adaptor activity. The coding region runs from base 300 to 2156 and encodes 618 amino acids.